AUGUCAAGCAUCGUGGAACAGUUGCAAGAACAAGAAGAAUAUUUGAGGGAUAUUAAUAAUGGUAUCAAACUAACCAUAACCAAGAUUAAUAAAGAUUCCCUUCUAAAUGAUGUACAAUUCACUAAGAAAUUUCAAGAAGUAUCCUCGCCAGAAUCGUCAUCAACCGUUGAUCCAAUAUCAAAAUUGUCUAUUUCACAGUUGAAUCAUAAAUAUGAAUCAAUAAGUAAAGAUAUUAAGCAAUUGGAAUCGUUGGUAAAAAUCAAUGGACAGUUGAAAGAAAUUGAAUCUUACUUGGAGAAGCCCAAAACAUUGCAAAGUUUACUAGAUUUACAACAAUUGAGUACAUUAUUGAGAAACAUAGAUGUUGAUUCAAAUUCUUCAUUAAUAAUCCAUAAACAAAUAAGUAAGCGAAUUGAGAUGUUGAAAUCAAACUUUUUAACCCAGUUGAAUGAUUAUUUGAGUGUUCUUUUAAUUCCAGACUACUGCACCAUUUUGAAUGUCUCCAUCCUACAUGAGUUUAAUUCUUUUGUUUUAAAGAAUGACUACUCCUUGGAUUGCUACUCAUUAUACAAAACUAAAUGGGAUAAUCUAAUUGAUUUGAUUUUAGACAAAUCUCAAAAGGUGGAUUUGGUUUAUGAUGAGUAUGAAGAUUCAAUGGUUAUGUCAGUUACAGAAUCAACCUCAAAAUAUUUCAUAAAAUCAAUCACUAACUUGAUUAAGUUUAUUAAUGAACUAGAAUAUCCAAUAAUCAAGAAUUUCAUCAAUUCAAAAAUAUCCAAAAACUUGGUUAAUAAAAUAUCAAGCAACAUCAAUGAUAUAAUCAAAGAUCAAACUCAAAUGAAUGAUUUGAAUGAAUUACUUGAAUUUUGCCAUGCUAACAACUGGAAUGUAUUAUCAAGAAUAGAAGGUAAUGGAUCAAUCAAAGAAAAAUUGAACAAAUUAUAUCUUGAUUGGAUCGUUGAUAAUUAUAUUGAAGAGAUUAGACAAGUUUUCAAAUCUGAUGCUAUUGCUCAGAGAGAGACUAUAGAUUUUGACAGUUCAGGUAAAGUUGAAGAGCCAUCACCAGCUAAACAGGAAGAAGAAACAGAUGCAUGGGAUGAUAACUGGGAUGAUGAUUGGGACGUCGAAGAAGAAGAAGAAGAAGAAGCAGGACAGAAUGAUGUGAAAAAAGAUUCAACCAAGAAAUCAGCCGAAGAAGACCAAAUUACAAUAUCUUCUAUUCCUAACAAGUUACUUUCUUGUAUUAAUGACUUCCAGAAGCAUUCACAAGACUUAUCGUAUCUUGUUUCUACAAUUCAAGCAUUGGCAAUAGUUGAGUAUCCUUCACUUGCAAACUCAUUUUUGAUGUUCAAUGAUUUCAGCUACCUAUCUUCAAAGGUCCCAUCAGAAUACUCCAGAGAAUUCCAGCAGUUUAUCAAUUGCAAUUGGAAUCAAGUUUUAAUUAAGUUUUAUCUGGAAUUAAAGAUUAUCUUGAUGUCAUUAAAUUUGGAAAAUGAUAGUGAAGUACAAAGAGAUCCUGAUGAAUUGGAUGAUUAUAACUUAAACCAAUUGAGUUUAAUUUACAAAUGGUUCAAUAUCUUGUUUGAAGAAAAACAAUUGAAGUCAACCAACAUAACUAAAUUCACGAGCUUAGUUAUUGAAUUGAUCCAAUUCGUCAACACUUGGUUGAUUCAAAUGGUAUUAAAUCUUGAAGAUAUCAGUGAACAGCAAACUUACAAAAUCAACCAAAUUAUUGAAAAUAUCAACAAUGUUACUAUUCCAUAUCUUCAGUUGUUAGGUAUUCAAAAGGAUACAUCUAUCGAAUCUUAUAACAAACUUAAAAAUGUCCAGUUUUUAUUGAAUAAUCAUUUGAAGGAUAUAAUUGAAAGGUUUUAUGAAGGUGAAUUCUAUGAUCUUGAAACCCAAGAAUUGGUUCAACUAAUCAAAGCAGUUUUCCUUCAAAGUGAAAUGAGAGAUAAUUACAUUAAUGAAAUAAUUGAAUUUAGAAACAUGAAUUGA
This is a messenger RNA of Candida tropicalis MYA-3404, 1998 nucleotides long. It is a transcript of the gene DSL1, whose product is annotated as Dsl1p. The coding region runs from base 1 to 1998 and encodes 665 amino acids. Lineage: Eukaryota; Fungi; Ascomycota; Pichiomycetes; Serinales; Debaryomycetaceae. The record is from RefSeq and is a predicted model, not a curated record. The transcript has a single exon.